This is a messenger RNA of Ylistrum balloti, 1968 nucleotides long. RefSeq names its product histidine ammonia-lyase-like. Gene Ontology annotation, molecular function: histidine ammonia-lyase activity. The transcript has 22 exons. The record is from RefSeq and is a predicted model, not a curated record. The coding region runs from base 1 to 1968 and encodes 655 amino acids. Gene Ontology annotation, biological process: L-histidine catabolic process. Gene Ontology annotation, cellular component: cytoplasm. NCBI's taxonomy places the organism in Eukaryota, Metazoa, Mollusca, Bivalvia, Pectinida, Pectinidae.
AUGAAACUGUCCGUGCGUGUACGGGGGGAUUGGUUCGCAGUGCCAUGUAAAGGAACUGAGAAGGUCAGUUGGCUCGGUGAGGAAUCUUUGCGUCGAUACUACAAGGCUAAAUGUAAUUCUGGCCAUGCUGAUGAAACUGUGUUCGAAGUUCGCAAAGCCAAGGGUGGCGCCAUUCUGGAUUCUGAUGACUCGAUCAGAGAUGUCCUGGACGACAGCGACUUUGUUACAGUUGUCCUUGAUAGCGACAUGUCGAGCCCAGCUACAGGUCCUGCAGAACCGGUCUAUGUGGAGGAGAAAAUACCAAAAGAAAGUGUCCAAGCUGCAAAGGAGGUGAUGUCUCUGGAUGGUAACAGCCUCUCUACCGAUGAUUUGGUUCGACUAGGGAAGGGAUACUACAGAAUAAAGUUGACAGUUGAAUCAGAACAUAAAGUAAACAAAGCCAGACAGCUCCUGGAGGAUAUUAUAAGUAGCAAUAAAGUUGUCUAUGGAAUCACUACUGGGUUUGGGAAAUUCGCGCGUACAACCAUUGAAAAAUCCAAACUUAUAGAGCUACAAGAAAAUCUUAUCCGAUCUCAUGCUGCUGGUGUUGGUCCACCACUAUCCCCAGAGAGGACUCGUAUGAUCCUGGCCCUGAGGAUCAAUGUUUUAGCGAAGGGCUUCAGCGGAAUCUCCAUGGAUACACUUCAAAAAUAUAUAGCGGCUUUUAACGCCUCCUGUUUGCCGUACGUGCCUGAAAAAGGGACCGUUGGUGCCAGUGGAGACCUCGCACCAUUAUCUCAUCUCGCUCUAGGGAUGAUGGGAGAGGGCAAGAUGUGGAGUCCAAACAGCGGCUGGGCAGAUGCUAAAUACGUUUUGGAAUCCAACGGGUUGGAACCAAUAAAGCUGGGACCAAAAGAGGGUAUAGCGUUGAUCAACGGAACACAGCUGAUAGCUGGACUCGGUUCUGAAGCGGUGGAGAGAGCGGAAGCCAUUGCAAGGCAAGCGGAUAUAGUAGCGGCUUUCACCUUGGAUGUUCUCAAGGGUACAACAAGGGCAUUUGACAGCAACAUUCAUGAUGUCAGACCACAUAAGGGCCAAAUAAAAGUUGCCAGAAGAUUGCGAUCAUUACUCCACUCGGAAACACAUCCAUCUGAGAUUGCAGCUAGUCACAGAUUCUGUGACAAGGUACAAGAUUCCUACACCCUUCGCUGUUGCCCUCAGGUUCAUGGAAUUGUGAACGACACUAUUGAUUUUGUAAAAGGCUUGCUGACUACGGAAAUCAACAGUGCUACCGAUAAUCCUAUGGUGUUCGCUGACAUCAACGAAAUCAUUUCUGGAGGAAACUUUCAUGGCGAAUAUCCAGCAAAGGCUCUCGAUUACCUUGCUAUCGGAGUCCACGAGCUCGCCAAUAUGAGUGAACGGCGUAUCGAGAGACUUGUCAAUCCAGCUUAUAGUGAGCUACCAGCGUUUUUAACACCUGAUGGUGGACUCAAUUCUGGCUUUAUGAUUGCUCAUUGUACCGCUGCAGCCUUAGUGUCUGAGAACAAGGUCUUGUGUCAUCCGGCAUCUGUCGACUCACUGACGACAAGUGCUGGCACAGAGGACCACGUGUCAAUGGGAGGAUUUUCCGCUAGGAAAUGUUUACGUGUGGUUGAACAUGUCGAGCAAGUGCUGGCAAUAGAGCUGUUAGCUGCAUGCCAGGCGAUUGAGUUCUUACGUCCGUUGAAAUCUACUCCACCACUCGAAGAAGUUUAUAAGUUGGUUCGGAGCAAAGCUGGACCAUGGAACAAAGACCGAUACAUGACCCCAGACAUUGAGGCUGUGACAAAGAUGCUGCAAGAAGAGCAGGUUUGGAGGAAAGCAAAGCCAAUGAUGGAUAACUAUCAUUCUCUCCAAUCUAUCGAGACCAGAGUUUUCUCUCCUACUGCUAGUGGCCCGGAUGUUCCUCCAAUGAAAAGGAGGAAAACUUCAAGCAUGUCAAGACGUUGA